Messenger RNA from Geodia barretti, 4058 nucleotides. Lineage: Eukaryota; Metazoa; Porifera; Demospongiae; Tetractinellida; Geodiidae. The record is from the annotation of a GenBank genome assembly.
UCGUGCGCACACUAUAAACCGCACAAGUUAUUUUUGCAGAGAAGUGACGGUUCGUUUUCGGGCGUUUGAGACUGCAAGCAGUUAGCAGACGCGAAGAAUGAGUCGAAGACUUCUACUGGUGGCUCUGCUGGGCCUUCUCUGCGCUGCUGGAGUGCAGUGUGAGGAGGGAGGGGAUGUGGAGGUGGAGACAGGAGGAGGAGAGGAGGGGGAUCUCCCGGCAGUGGACGAAGACCUAGGAGCCAGCAGGGAAGGGUCCAGAACUGAUGACGAGGCUGUUGAGAGAGAAGAAGAAGCCAUUAAACUAGACGGACUAAGUGUGGCGGAGAUGAAACAGCUGCGCGAUUCCGCUGAGAAAUUUGUCUUCCAGGCGGAGGUCAACCGCAUGAUGAAACUCAUCAUAAACUCACUCUAUCGCAACAAAGAGAUAUUCCUGCGAGAGCUGAUAUCGAAUGCGUCAGACGCCCUGGACAAGAUACGGUUCAUGUCGCUGACGGACAAGUCAGCGCUGAGUGCGACGGAGGAAAUGAGUAUAAAGAUCAAGGCCGACAAGGAGAACAAUAUGCUGCACAUCACUGACACUGGUAUCGGGAUGACCAAGAGAGAGCUGGAACAGAACCUGGGCACCAUCGCUAAAUCCGGGACGACCGAGUUCUUUGAGAAGUUGGACGAAGUCACGGCAGCAGCUGGGGAGGGCGCGGCCUCCGAUCUGAUUGGCCAGUUUGGUGUGGGAUUUUACUCUUCAUUUCUGGUUGCUGACACGGUGGUAGUGACGUCGAAACACAACAAGGACAAGCAGUAUAUCUGGGAGAGUGACGCCAGCGAGUUUACCAUCGCGGAGGACCCGCGUGGGGACACCCUCCUCCGAGGGACGACCGUCUCCCUCGUCUUGAAGGAGGAGGCAAUGGAGUUUCUCGAGCCGCACACUCUCAAGAACCUGGUCCAGAAGUACUCGCAGUUCAUCAACUUCCCCAUCUACCUUUGGGAGAGCAAGACUGAGACAGUGGACGAGCCAAUUGAAGAUGAGGAGGGGGAGGAGGAGGAGGGAUCGAGUAAAGAGGAGGAGAGUGGGGAGGAGGGGGAAGAUGACACGGUGGUCGAGGACGAGGCCAGCGUGGAAGAGGAGGAGGGGGAGGAAGAGGAGAAGCCAAAGACGAGAAAGGUGGAGAAGACGACGUGGGACUGGGUCCAGGUCAACAACACCAAACCCAUCUGGCUGCGCACCACCAAGGAAGUUGAGGAUGAAGAGUACGCGGAAUUUUACAAGGCCUUCACGAAGGACUCGCAAUAUCCUCUGGCAAAGACCCACUUUGUCGCCGAGGGGGAGGUCACCUUCCGAUCCAUCCUCUUUGUCCCUCCCGUGGCCCCUCCAGACAUGUUCACCAGCUACACCAAAUCAUCCAGCAACAUCAAACUGUAUGUUCGCCGCGUUUUCAUCACCGACGAUUUCGAAGACAUGCUCCCUCACUAUCUCAACUUCCUCCGUGGAGUGGUUGAUUCGGAUGACCUUCCUCUGAAUGUAUCGCGAGAAACAUUGCAGCAACACAAGCUCCUAAAGGUGAUCAAGAAGAAGCUGGUGAGGAAGGCUCUGGACAUGUUCAAGAAGAUGGAUGUGGAAGACUACAAGAAGUUCUGGGAGCAGUUCAGUACCAACAUCAAACUUGGGGUCAUGGAGGACACCUCUAACAAAACAAGACUAGCCAAACUACUCAGGUUCCAGUCCAGCAACGAAGAGUCGGAGCUAACAAGUCUGGAGAUGUAUAUGGAGAGGAUGAAGGAGAAGCAAGACCACAUCUACUUCAUGGCAGCUCCCAACAGGGUCGAGGCUGAGGCCAGCCCCUUCGUGGAGAGACUACUCCGGAAGGGCUACGAGGUGCUGUACCUGGUGGACCCGGUCGACGAAUACGCUCUCCAGAACCUCCCCGAGUUCGAGGGGAAGAAAUUCCAGAACGUGGCUAAGGAGGGACUCCAGUUUGGCGACGAGGGAGAGAGGGAGAAGGAGCAGAUGGAGGAGAUGGAGGUGCUCUACAAACCGCUCACUGACUGGCUGAAAGACGAGGCCCUCUCGGAGCACAUCGACAAGGCCGUGGUAUCAAACCGCCUGUCAGACUCCCCCUGUGCUCUGGUGGCCAGCCAGUACGGAUGGUCCGGUAACAUGGAGAGGAUCAUGCGGGCUCAGGCCUAUGCACAGGGAAAAGAGGGAGAAUUCUACUCGACACAGAAGAAGACGAUGGAAAUUAACCCUCGUCACCCUCUCAUCAAGGAGCUCCAGCGACGCGUCUCCGAGGAGGAGGUGGACUCGACGACCUCUGACCUCGCCCAGGUCCUGUACGAGACGGCUCUCCUGAGGUCAGGGUACGUGCUGAAGGACUCGAGCGAUUUUGCCGGCAGAAUUGAGAGGAUGAUGAGACUAAGUCUUGGGGUCGACCUGACUGCACCUGUGGAGGAAGAAGAAUUCUUUGAAGAAGAAGAGGAAGAGGAAGAAGAAGAAGAAAUAGGUGACGAAGAAGAGGAGGAGGAGGGAAUGGAAGAGGGGGUAGAGGAAGAGGGAGGGGAGGCGGAAGAAGACACGGUGCCACCGCCGUUAGAAGAAGAAGAAGGGGAGAGUGAAACUGUUAAAGACGAACUGUAGCCCCUCCCACUCAUUACAUCAUCAUUAAUCAAUACUGAUAGACAUUUGAGCUGUCCACACCUUUUAUUGAUUAUUAUAGGAGACGCUUUUUAGUGUAAAAUAUAAUUUUUGGUGGAGAAAAAGCUGUUUGCAUGAUGUACAGUCCAUCUCGUAUGACAGUCCAAGGGUGUGGCAAAAUUGGACCAUGCAAAAUAUUAGGUUAGUAAUUGGUCUUGCUCUCAUAAAUAUAAUAUAGGAGUCACAAUUUGCAUUGGUAUACAAACAAUAACUUUUGUCACAGCUAGAAAAUUAAUGUUUAGUUUCAAACAUCAGUUGUCUUCUUUCUUCGGUUUGACGCUCAAGACUUCCACGAUCUUUUGUAUCCCACCGUCUCCAACUCCGUUCAUCGUCACCAGCUUCCCCUCGAAGGUCACACUACUCAUCGACGAACGGGCCUUCGACAGGUUCGGGAGACGGUGAAAUCUCUUCCCCCGGGGGGCGAUGCACUCCACGGUGCUCAUGGCCUGCAAUUGCUGCCCCCCUAGCCCCCCAGCCACCACCAAACGACCCCCGAUGACAGCGUACGAUGCGUCCGAGCGAAUCUCCAACAUGUCUUUGAGUCUCGUCCACUUGUUAUCAGUGAUGCUGUACUUCUCCGCAAUCUUGCAGAUUCCGACCAUGGGGACCAGACCCCCGAGGGCAAAGAUUUCGUCUUCGACCCCCAUGACCGAGUAGAAUACCCGUAUGGAGGGUAUGGGGGCCAGUUUUUCCCACUGCUGGGUCUCCGUGUCGUAAACCUCCAACGAUUUAAUGGGGGUCUGCCCGUCACGACCCCCCACAAUAUAAAUUUUGGUCCCCCUCCUGUAACCCCCGCAGGCGUAGCAAGGAGUCGGUUUGGGCGGGGUGGGGUUCCAUACUUUCUCGUCUACGUCCAAGAACACGGAUUGGUUGCAGGCCGGCUCCUUUUUGUUAGUACCGGCGAUGACGUAUAUUCGCUCUUCCAUCAGCUGUAUGAACGGACCCACGACACCUAUCGGUAAAGGCGGGAAAGACUCGUCCCAUUCUCGCCGCUCUAUGUCGAAGACGUCUACCGCGUCUUGCGGCCGCUGGUUUUCCUUGACGCCGCCGAUGAGGUAGAUCUUGUUGCCGUGGACUACGGCCGUGGUGCAGGCGGCUCGUCUGUGCGGUAUGUUGGGGAGAGGCGCCCACUCGCGCAUCGUGAAGUCGUAGACUUCGGCUAGGUCCGUUGCCACCCCUUCCUUGUCGCAUCCAGCUAGUACGUAGAGUUUUCCCUUGAUGAUAGGCGCCCGUAGUGUAGCAGCGAGGAUGCAACAUGUCGGGCAGUCGCUCCCAACUGUAACUGUCCACCUCUGCCACUUCAGGCCGCCCGGAAGCCAUCUCCUACUGUGCGUGUCUUGUCGUCUCUGCGAGCGCGAGGUUUAGUCUAUUU